UCGGAUUUUUUUUCAGGGACUGGGAUAUCAAAGGCCGUCAACAUGAACUCCGUACUAUCAUCAGUACGAUCCCUCAUGCAAAUGUUUGAUGGCAAAGAACAAGAAUUCACGAGUGACAUUGAUAAUGUCCACAUGGUUUGGCUUGAGGAAAUCCAACAAGAGGCCAACCGCAUGUUCUCAAGGGAUUUCAAUGCUGAACCAGAAUUGAUGCCAAAAACCCCAUCACAGAAAAAGAACAGUCGCAGGAAGCGUGUAUCCGUGGGGCAUCAGGAAGAAAAUCAGGCCAGACGAAGAUUUUCCAAGGGAAGGCGCAGCAACCUUCGUGGCUCCUCUGUCAAAUCACUGAACUUCAUUGCUGAAGAAGGAUCCAUUCCUGAAGCUUCCUCCUCUGACACCAACACCACUACACAGCCUAAACGCACCACCCGCAAAAACAAACAAACAAAGCCUGAGGUGGCAGAGGAAGUGAGCCAGUCACAUGGCAGCUGUAAAACUGAGGAGGUGCAGAACAAGAAGCCGGAGCUGGCAGAGGACGAGGAGAUGGACCAAAGUAACAAGGUAGACAGUGGAGAAGACAAGCCGGACCCCAAAUGUAGCACCGCCCAGUCUCCACCUGAGAUACCUGCACCUGAGGUUGUUGUCAGCAUCUCUUCGUCAGACCGCUUGUCUGCUGAGUUGGCGAAACAGCCGCAGCCGUCUCCUGGCCGUACAGCUGCAAAGAUUGCCAUAGCUGGCACAGCUCGAAGCUCGCGGCGGAGCUCCGUACGGUGCUCCCUCAAGCUGCGUCACUCGCUGGCCGGUCUGCGGCACAGUAUGACGCAGGAGUCUGUUCGCCGUGCCUCACGCCGUUCCAUGCUUAAGAGGAAGGCAGCUCGCACAGGCACCUCCACAUGUAGCAGCAACACAGAGGAGGAUUCUUGCGUGGACUCUGCAGAGGAAGAGGACAGAGAGCCCAUGUCAGAAGCUGUAAGUGGAGACUCAGAGGAGAGUGCUGCAGCUGAAGAGGGGAAGGAAACUCCAGAGAUCCAGAUUAACCAGAGCGUACACCAGUCUGUUGGACGCAUCACUCGAUCGGUGGCUGCAAACUCUGUGAAUACUCCUAACAAAAAAACUGUCGCUGAGAAGCAACAGUCAUCCCAGUCAGGGCGCAGAUCACGCCAGAGUACCAAACGCAAAGCACCAGAUACUGUAGAAGAAAGUCCCACAAAGAGGCACUCUCCUCCCAAGAAAAGCCAAAGUGCAGUGAGACCCAACAUGAGAUCUUUCCUCCACACUGUACAGAGGAAUCAGAUGCUAAUGAUGACGCCAAAUUCCCUUGGACGGACUGCUGUUAUCAAGUCCUUUAUCAAACACACCACUCCUCUGAAGACUGAUCCAAAGUUGGGCGAUGGUAUAGUGACAAAAGAGCGUCACAAACUGGAGGCGCUUAAGAAGAAGCAGGAACAAGAGGAGGAGAGAAUGAAGAAAAUGGAGGAGGAGAAGAAAAGGAAACAGGACGAACUUAAACGGAAGAGGGAUGAGAGGUUGAGACGGGUGUUUGAGGCCAAAGUUAAAGAGGAGCAGAGGGAGGAAGAAAAGAAAAAGAAGAUUGAGCAAAAAAUGGCUCAGAUUGACGAGAAAAAUGACAAGCGUCUGGCAGAGGAGAAGGCCAAGAAGAAGGUGGCCCUCAAACGUCAAGAGGAGCUGGAGCUGAAGAAGAAGCUGGAAGAAGAGGUUAAAAGGAAGAAGAUUCAGCAAGCAGAGGAAGAAAAACGGCAGCAGGAGUUACUGGCCAAGAAGAAGGCCGAGGAGGAGGAACAGCGAGCUCGUAAGCUGGCUGAAGCUCGCCGAGCACUGGAGCUGAAGAGAGAGCAGGAGCGUGAGAGGGAGCGAGAGCUGGAGAGAGAACGACUAGCUGCUGCUGAAAGAGAACGAGUAGAAAAAGAAAAAGCUCUCGCUCUGCAAAGAGAGCUGGAGAGAGCAGCGAUAGAGAAAGAGAGGAGAGAACUGGAGGAGAAGAGAAGGCUGCUUGAGGAAAAAAGAAAACUGCAGGAGCAGCAGAGAUUAGCCGCAGAGGAGAAAGCUGCUAAAGAGAGAGUAGCUGCUGCUGCUGCUGCCGCUGCUGCUAAAAAGGCUGCUGAAGCAAAGGCUGCUGCUUGUCUGAAUGUGACUGUGGACAUAGAGCGCUCUGUAAUGAGCACACCUGUAGGAAAAGGUGCUGGCCUCAAUGUGACCGUGGAUGUCGAGCAAUCACCACAGUCAUACUCCAUCACUCCAAAGGGCGGCAACAAACCUAUUAUGUCCAAAAGCGCGGAAGACUAUGGUAUGGACCAAAACAGUGAUGACUCUACUGAUGACGAGUCUGCCCCAAGGAAACCUAUUCCAUCCUGGGCAGAAGGUCACAAUCUGCAGCAGAUAAUAAUGAAGCAGUACUUCAACCCUCCUGAUUUAGACUCUUUCUUCGGAACAAUCGAGCCACCAAAACUGGAAAACAUCUUUUACAAGAGCAAGCCGCGCUACUUCAAACGCACCAGCUCAGCUGUAUGGCACUCUCCUCCAAUUGGAAACAAGUAAAGUCUGUACACUCAUACAGAUACACAUUGCUGUUUAAAGUUUAAUCUUUAUUUUAAAGUGUUUCCAAUAAAGUACAUGUUUUUUUUUCUGGAUAUUUUUAUGUGUUAAAGGGUUUUUAGUCGUCAGCGUUUUAGGAAUAUUCUUGUUAGUAUGUGAAAUAUCCUGGUGAUACAUAAGUGAAAUUGAUGCUUCACGCUUGGACUUGAAAACGGGUGUGUAUUAUAACCCAGUGGGAUGUUAGAGAGUUUUUACAAAUAAGUAAAAACUUUCAUUUGUAUUAUGUGUGUACCAACUGUAAAUUAUAGUAGAAUUCUUACGUUUUUCAUGAAUAUAUUCAGGUGCAUUAAAAUGGCUGGAAAAAAAACCCUGUGUAGGUUUCAGAUUUUGAUUAGAUUUGAUGAUAUGUAAUGCCGUAGUAAAAAUAAAUACGUAUGCAGGCUAGAAUUUCUUUGGAUUUAAAGGCCCUGUGCACUUAAAGUUUUCAGUUAUUUUAGCUGAUAGGACCUUUGCUCAGGUCACUGGACCCCAUAUACUAACAAUACUGACAAUAGUGUAAUUUGCCCCAUCAGAAUUGUGAUUCUUUACAGUUGCUCCAGUGUAAAGCAGAGAGAAUUAUAAGAAAGUGAAGAUAACAGUAUGAAAAUAAGAAGUAUGUAAAUAUAAAGUACAGCAGAUUAAAUAAAAAUGUGUACUAUGCCACAAUGUUCCACACUAGUAUGUAUUAGGAAUAUAAAUAUGUAUAAUGUGCUAUUGGCUUUAGUGUAUAGAUACACAGCAAUAUCAAUGCAAUAUAUACAAUUGAAAUAAAAAUAAGAAA
Molecule: messenger RNA, 3370 nt
Organism: Plectropomus leopardus (leopard coralgrouper)
Lineage: Eukaryota; Metazoa; Chordata; Actinopteri; Perciformes; Serranidae
Gene: incenp
Product: inner centromere protein
Biological process (GO): mitotic cytokinesis; meiotic spindle midzone assembly; metaphase chromosome alignment
Cellular component (GO): meiotic spindle midzone; kinetochore; chromosome passenger complex
Source: RefSeq, a predicted model, not a curated record